AUGGCAAGCAUGAUCAUGAAAUUGGGAUCGAAAUCAGAAGUCUUUCACCGUGACGGCCAAACCUGGUUGUGCUCGACCGGUCUGCCGAGCGAUCUUGUUGUCGAAGUAGGAGAAAUGGCCUUCCAUCUACACAAGUUUCCUUUGCUGUCAAGAAGCCAAGUAAUUGAGAAUCGAAUUAACGAUUAUUCCAGUGAGGAUGACGAAAAGUGUGUCCUGCAAUUUCAUGACUUACCUGGUGGAGCCAAGACCUUUUUGCUUGUAGCCAAAUUCUGCUAUGGCAUUAGAUUAGAGCUCACUGCGCUGAAUAUAGUAGGUAUUCGUUGUGCUGCCGAGUAUCUUCAAAUGACCGAAGAUCGCGGGGAUGGAAAUCUUAUAAUGCUAAGCGAAAGUUUUCUGAACGAAAUGUUUGGUCAUUGGACGGACACGAUCAAAGCUCUUGAAACCUGCAAAGAGUUUCUACCGUAUUCAGAAGAGCUUCAUAUUGUUUCGCGAUGCAUUGAUUCCUUGGCAAUGAAAGCUUGUGCUGAUACGAAUUUGUUUAGUUGGCCUCUGCCGGAAAACGGCAUCGCACAAUGUCCUGAAGGCAAUCAUGUCUUAUGGAAUGGAAUAUGUUCGACAUCCAAACCACAACCAUUGAGUGAGGAUUGGUGGUAUGAAGAUGCGUCCUUCCUUAGAUUAUCGUCGUAUAAAAGGUUGAUUCUAGCUGUCGAAUCAAGAGGCAUGAAGCCAGAGAGGAUUGCCGGUUCUGUUGUCCACUACGCUAAGAGGCAUCUUCCGUUGUUGUGUAGGCAACCAAGCUUCCGGGGCCGAAACCAUGCAGCCCCUAGAUCACUUGUGUCUCACCCAUCCGAUGCAGAUCAAAGGAAUCUCCUUGAAGAAAUAGUGGCAUUGGUACCCAUUCAAAAGGGUGCCACCCCAACAAAUUUCUUGUUGAGGCUUCUCCGAACAUCAAUGGUUUUACAGGCGAGGCCAUCGUGUCAAGACAAGCUAGAGAAACAGAUUGGGGCUCAGCUGGAUCAAGCUGCUUUGGAAGAUCUUCUGAUACCGAAUAUCGGGUACUCCAUGGAAACCCUUUACGACAUUGAUUGUGUUCAGCGGAUUCUUGAUCACUUUGCUCACAUAGAUAACGAGCCGCUGGACCCUUCGAAUUAUAUCAUUGAUGAGGGGCAGCUUAUGGGAGGUUCCCAUCCAUUGACCCCAAUGACAAUGGUGGCUACCUUGGUGGAUGGAUACCUGGCUGAAGUGGCACCUGAUGUUAAUUUGAAGUUGCCAAAGUUUCAGUCACUUGCUGCUGUUAUUCCCGACUAUGCCAGACCAUUAAAUGACGGAAUUUAUUGUGCAAUCGACAUAUACCUUAAGGCGCAUCCAUGGCUGACAGAUUCCGAGAGGGAACAAAUAUGCAGCCUUAUGAACUGCCAGAAGCUCUCAUUGGAAGCCAGCACUCACGCAACCCAGAACGAGAGGCUACCACUCCGAGUCAUUGUCCAAGUCCUAUUUUUUGAACAACUUCGGCUUCGCACAUCCAUUUCCGGUUGGUUAUUUGUCUCGGACAACCUCAAAAACUCACAAAAUCCAAAUGGGAAUCUCGCUAACGCUGGAAACAACACACGUGUUGGAGCUGUUCGAGACCAUUUGGUGGAGGCUGAUGACAUAAUGGAGCGGGUUUCGGAACUUGAGAAAGAAUGCUUGGGCAUGAAGGAAGAACUUGAAAAGUUGGUGAAAGCAAAGCGUGGUUGGAACCUUUUCUUGAGAAAAUUCGGGUUUCGAUCGAAGUCUAAGUCCAUUGAUCCGAAAGCGGUAAAAAGCUGCCUUCUGAUUCAAAAAAAUCAAAGCCCGUAGCAAAAGCUCCGAGGAAACCUCAACAAUGGUGAGUCUGGAUUACAGGUUUUUAAAAAAAACUAACAAGGGCAAGUCCUUUGUUGCUUUAGGCAGUAUUUGUACAUAGUCAAA
This is a messenger RNA of Gossypium raimondii (Peruvian cotton), 1950 nucleotides long. Its product is annotated as BTB/POZ domain-containing protein At5g03250. Lineage: Eukaryota; Viridiplantae; Streptophyta; Magnoliopsida; Malvales; Malvaceae. The transcript is spliced from 4 exons. The record is from RefSeq and is a predicted model, not a curated record. Gene Ontology annotation, molecular function: protein binding. Bases 1 to 1839 code for a protein of 612 amino acids.